Messenger RNA from Miscanthus lutarioriparius, 1926 nucleotides. The record is from the annotation of a GenBank genome assembly. Lineage: Eukaryota; Viridiplantae; Streptophyta; Magnoliopsida; Poales; Poaceae.
AUGGGGAAGCGCAAGCCCAUGCCUUCCGCCGCCGCUCGAGGAUCGAAGAACCAGCCAAAGAGGCCGAAGUCCGCGAAGCAGGGAGCUGAGUUACCGGAGGAGAAUCCCCAGCUGUCGGAGCACGAUGACGCAGAAAUUUUAGAUACAGAAUCCGGAGCUGCGGGGACUGUUCAACUUGACAAAAAAGCCAAUGGGAGCUUUCAAGGCACAGCUCAGAGUGAUGAAGAUGACAUGGAAGAUGAAUAUGACGCUCCUAGCGGUGAUGCGCCAGGUGAUACGAUAAACAAUGGCAAUGAUUGUUUUGAUGAAACAGAGACUUCACGUUCAUUUCAUCGUCAUGUAAGCCACAUCAUGACAAAUGAAGAAGUCAAGGCGUUGAUGAAGAAGAACUAUAAAUUUAAAUGGGAAAUGCCUGCUGUGGACAUUCCAAGGUCCAAAUGGGUUGGAACAGGUGAAAAAGUGCAGGAAGCUUGUGAUGAUCAUCUUCGUGAUGUCAAAGUAAAGUUGAGAGACCAUUGGCAACGUACGCUGUCUGAUCAUUUAAAUUCUCGAAUGAGCUUCUUCUCUCUUUGUAACAGUUAUCGUGACAUAAUGCAUUGCAAUAAGAAGCCAUUUUAUCUGAAAAGUAAUGGUCCUGAUUCCAGUACCAUGGACGCUUAUCUUAUGCAUGCUUUGAAUCAUGUUCAUAGGACGCGAGAUGUUGUAAUUAGAAAUGACGCGAAGCUUAGGAAUGACACUGACAGAGAUAUUUCGGAUGAUAAGACAUACCUUGAUCAGGGUUUUACGCGCCCAAAGGUUCUUUUCUUGUUACCUCUCAAAAGUUUUGCACGACGCAUUGUGAAGAGAUUGAUCCAGCUUUCUCCAUUGCCACAAAAGGAUAGUGCCAUGGGACAAUUUAAAAAGGAGUUUGGUGAAUCAGACGACGAGGGGAUACCUGAACAUAGCACAAAACCUGCAGACUUUGACCUUCUUUUUGCUGGAGAUAUUGAUGAUCACUUUCUUUUUGGCGUAAAAUUAACGAAGAAAUCUAUUAAGCUGUAUAGUAACUUCUAUUCUUCUGAUAUAAUAGUUGCAUCUCCUUUAGCACUGAAACGUAAAAUUGAUGGAGGAGAACAUGGCAAGGAGAAGGAUUUUGAUUUCCUAUCUUCAAUUGAAAUAGUUGUGGUUGAUCAUGCAGAUGUGAUAUCUAUGCAGAACUGGGAGCAUCUGGAGGCUGUGUUUGAACAACUUAAUCAGUUGCCAACAAAAGAACUUGGAACCAAUGUGAUGCGAAUUAGACCAUGGUACUUGGAUCAGCAUGCACAGUACUAUAGGCAGACAAUACUGUUGAGCUCAUACCUUACACCAGAGAUUAAUGCUUUAUUUAAUGGAUUAUGCUUAAAUUAUGAAGGAAAGAUUAAAAUGGUGACCGAGUAUGCAGGUGUUGUUCCCAAAAUACAACUUGAAGUGCGGCAGGUGUAUGAACGAUUUGAUGCAUCUUCUAUUGCUGAAGCUGAUGAUGCACGCUUUGAUUAUUUCUGCAACAAGGUAUAUCCAAAGAUCCAGGACUUGGAUGAGGGUGGAUUGCUGCUAUUCGUUAGUUCGUACUUUGAAUAUAUUCGAAUAAGCAAUUUCUUAAAAUUUAAGGAAGCGUCAUUUUGUCGAAUUGGAGAGGCUACAUCACAACAGGAUAUAUCUCGUUCAAGACUCUGGUUUUUUGAGGGCAAGAAAAAGAUCUUGCUUUAUAGUGAAAGAUCUCACUUCUACCACCGAUACAAGAUCAGAGGAACAAAGCAUUUACUAAUUUAUUCAUUGCCAGGGAGAAAAGAAUUUUAUCCAGAGCUUGUAAAUAUGCUAGGUGAAUCAGAGAACCGGAAGUGCAAUGUCCUUUUUUCUCGUCUUGACCUUCUUAAGAAACAUUCAUUUCAUGGAGUUUGUGAUCCAUAG